AUGACAAAACAACAAGCUCAACAAUCAUCAAAGACAAUUCUUAUGGUUUCACCAACUCACUUUGAGUUGAACACCCAAGCUGUCAAUGAUAACUAUUUCAUGAAUGUACCAAAGGAUUCUACUGAUGUUCCUAAACAAGGAGCACUUGAAUUUAUGACAUAUUACAAUGCAUUAAAAGAAGCAGGAGUUAAGGUUAUAUUGAUGGAUUCAAAUGAUGGAGUAGAUACACCUGAUUGUAUUUUCCCAAACAAUUGGUUCAGUACACACAACAAGGAAGAGACUGGCAAGGACCACGACACUUUGGUGUUGUACCCAAUGCUACAUCUUAAUCGUCGUCUUGAACGUCGUCCAAAAAUCAUUGAAUACCUAAAAAACACAUUGGACAAUGUCGAAACGAUAGACUUGUCUGUACACGAACAAGAGAAUAACUUUUUGGAAGGCACUGGAUCCUUGGUAUUGGACCGUGUCAACCGUGUUGCCUAUGUUGCCAUAUCGCAACGUAGUCACAAACUGUUGGCUAUGGAAUGGGCCGAGAAGCUCGGAUACCAACUCGUUGCCUUUACAGCCACCGACUCUCACGGAAAGAUUAUCUACCACACUAACGUUAUGAUGGCCAUUUGCUCUGGCUUUGCCAUCUGCUGUCUCGAAUCGGUUGAAGACAUUGUCGAACAACGUCAUCUCAUCGACUCACUCACCAAACAUCACACACUCAUCACAAUCACCCGUGACCAAGUAAACGCCUUUUGCGGCAACGUCAUCGAAGUACAAAGUCAAGACGGCAAAAAGCAUUUCGUAUGCUCUAAAACCGCCUUUGAUGCAUUCACACCAGAACAAAGAACCGUCAUUGGCAAGUUUAGCGACGGAGGUUUCAUCACCAAAGAUAUCCCUACCAUUCAAUAUAUUGGUGGUGGUGGUAUUAGAUGUAUGAUUGCUGAAGUAUUCCCAUAA
Messenger RNA from Cavenderia fasciculata, 948 nucleotides. RefSeq lists its product as uncharacterized. The record is from RefSeq and is a predicted model, not a curated record. Lineage: Eukaryota; Evosea; Eumycetozoa; Acytosteliales; Cavenderiaceae. The transcript has 2 exons. Bases 1 to 948 code for a protein of 315 amino acids.